This is a messenger RNA of Clarias gariepinus (North African catfish), 1940 nucleotides long. RefSeq names its product beta-1,3-galactosyltransferase 1-like. Gene Ontology annotation, molecular function: N-acetyl-beta-D-glucosaminide beta-(1,3)-galactosyltransferase activity. The record is from RefSeq and is a predicted model, not a curated record. Gene Ontology annotation, cellular component: membrane. Lineage: Eukaryota; Metazoa; Chordata; Actinopteri; Siluriformes; Clariidae. Bases 215 to 1372 code for a protein of 385 amino acids. The transcript has 2 exons.
AUUAACAAAAUAAAUUAUAGUCCUCCCUACCACCCCCUCUUUAUCCCUGCACUGUGAAACCAGGAAGGCAUGCAACAGGGUGUGGCCAAAUUUAGGAAGCUGGUAGUUUUUGUGUGGUGCUUUCUGUCGUAGUACAAAAGCUUUCACUCACGUGAGGAAGCCCAGGUGUACCAGAUGACAGGGAGCAAACUGACUUGAUAGCAACAACAGAAAGAUGGUGGAGAGCACCAGCAGAAAUGGAGAAAAAAGCCUAGAAAUCCCGGAGACAUUAUUUCAAUGUCGCUGUUCUCGUCUCCGUGCUGGCUUCCUCAUACUUGUUGGCUCUGCUGUGUUGCUCUUCUAUUAUGUGGACAUAACAGAAGUGUCAAAAAUUUGGUUGGAGAAAAUUCAAAUGAUAAACAACCUGACAUUUACCACAAGAGCAGAUUCAAAUACAACCACCAGCACAUCCGUUCUUGAAUGGACAUCUGCCUUCACUUCAGGAAGUGCUUUAUCUGUCUCACCUUCUGGGAUACAAGGUGAAAAAUGUCCACCUGAAACUCCAUACCUUGUGGCAUAUCCCUGUAGAUAUCAUUUCAUUUUAAACGAAUCAGAGAGGUGUCCGAAUGAAAUGCCCUUCUUAGUCUUGAUGGUACCUGUGGCACCACACAACAGGGAAGCUCGGGAUGCCGUCCGCACCACCUGGGGAUCAGAGAAGAUGGUUAUGGACAAAGUGGUGAGCCUUUUCUUUCUGCUUGGUCAGCCUGGACAUGAAGGGAGAGAGGAGAUGCAGCAGAAGAUCUUGCAGGAGAGUGAGGAACACCAUGACAUCAUUCAAAGUGAUUUCCUGGAUAGUUAUAAAAAUCUUACUAUCAAGACUAUGGUGAUUAUGGAAUGGCUGGCAACUUACUGCCAAAAUGCCGCUUAUGCCAUGAAGAUUGACUCUGAUAUGUUCCUCAAUGUGAACAGUUUAAUAAACAUGCUCCUUCAGGCACCAAGGGAGAACUAUAUGACAGGACUUGUAGCUAGUGGGGCUAUCGUUCUCCGAGACCCCAGCUCUAAAUGGUAUCUGCCAAAAGAUGUGUUUCCUGAAGACUUUUAUCCACCUUACGCACUGGGGUUGGGCUACGUGCUGUCCCUGGACCUUCCAAACAAGCUGAUUGAAGGGGCAAAGCAUACCCAACCCGUCUAUAUUGAAGAUGUGUUUUUAGGACUAUGCAUGCGGUAUCUCAGAAUAUCUUUCACCAUUCAGGCUGAUCAGAGCCUCUUUAAUGUCUUCCCUGUUUCUUACAACCGGUGUCGCUACUCAAAACUCAUUGCUACAACCACACACAGAAUACAGGAUCAAGUUAACUUUUGGAAAGACCUUAAGAGACCAGAACCACCUUGUUAACUUUGGAUGAGUUCAUUAAUUUAUCGAUUUGUAUGGACAAAUUGAGAUGGAUUGUGGAAGUCGAGGUUUGCUGAACAUUCACUUCAAUCUGAAGUACUGUAUAUACAAGCAACAAAACUUUGUUUUGUGCAAGAAAUUGCAUAAUAAAGCUGUAAAACUGGAAUAGAGCCAUUACCUGACAAUACUUGAGGACACCUGAGAAGGUAUUUGAUUGUUUUUUAUAUAUGUGAAACUUUUUUCCAAUUUAUAGGCAGACUGGUGACAAAUUAAAGAAUCCAUAAUAAUGUUAUGAAACGAUAUUUGAUCACUAAGUGUUUUGGUGAUGGCACUCGAGAAAGCUAACACCCUGCCCCAAAAUCUCCUAUAGGUGUUCAGGUAGGUUCUAGUAAGUAAGUAAUUAUAAAGGCUGUUUCGUAUGACAGCAUAGCAUGUGAGUCACUUUGGGAUAGACCACUCCCAUCGGGGUAGAAAUGUUUGAAGAAAGAAGGAGAAAUAUUAGAAGAACUUUGUAGAAAAAAAGUUCUAGCUACACAGCUUAGCUGCUUUUUUCCUUCAAUUUGUCACCUCU